CAUUGUUCCUCUUGCUCCUUACUAGCCUGACUCAAAUAUGGUCACUUCUGGUCCCAUCUUCAGGCGCCCCCAAAUGCAGAAUCUAUCGUCCCUGUUGCACUGGUUCCAAAUUGUUAUGAAUGCAGCUAGCGACAGCCCCCACUUGUCAGCGGUCGUGGUCGCUGUACCCAAAACCUGAAAAACCUACCCACAAGAAACGAGAGGAAACCUUCCCCGACUCUGAGCUGAGUCAGGGAGCUGCCAGCUUCGUCUGGUGGGUUUCGUUCAGGGUUUUGGGGUGGUGGUGGAGAGCUGGUGUAAGCGAAGGUGGAUGUACUAUAGUAUACUGUCAUCUAAACUGGUCUUCUCGGCGUCUCUGCCCGUGACUCCACAGCUACUGAGUUCAGGUGUUCCCAAUUCCACAAUCAACAGGUCUUCAUACAAAGUGACAGGAAAUGACGUCUCCUCGUCGACCUGCGUCGCUGGGAUUUGUAGUCCUUAUUCCCCCAGGGUUCACCCGACAAACGCAUAUUUUCAACACCACCGCUGCUGCACCGCUGAUUAACCAGCUCAUCGUUACAGGGAAAAGAAAAUGAAGAAAGAAAAUGACAAUAUCAGUAAAGUGUGUGUCAUCCUUCACUCUUAUCUCCUCACAGGUCAAAAAUAAAUCUUUACAAAGAAAGAGAAACAGUUACCCAACAACAUCCCAUAAGCUAAUGGGUUACAUCAUAAUAACUACAUAGAAGUAACGUAUUAUCACAUGAUAUAUAUAUUGAGAGCUCAGGGUUGAUCAUGAACUUCAUGAGAAGGGUGUGAACCCUGAACCAGCCCUCUGACCUCCAGCAGAACUAUGAAUGAAGGCAGGACUAAAUAUGCAGAAGUUCUUGUACAAAAGGAUAAACUUACUUCACUUCUCCAAUCUGUGUGAGUCACAGCAGUUCAAGAAACUGAGAGUAGAAGUUGCAUCAGGAUAAAAAACAAGUGUUAGCAGAAGGUAGUGAUGAAAUAAAAAGCACAAAAAUAAAUAUCUGAUUUCUUUAGAAAAGAGACUAAACACAACUCACCUACUCUCUUCCAGUAGCCAAUCCAUUAUGGACUACAGUGGGGUGACACAGCUCAAGGAAGAACAUUUAUGAUCAUUUCCUUGAAGUUAUAAUCACCAUAUUAAUCAUUUUCCACUGCAGACACGGUAGUUUCCUCUGCCUUAGCGUCUCGGUCUGAUUGUAUUUCCAUGAAGAAAUGAUCAUAAAUGUUCUUCCUUGAGCUGCGAAACUCCGCUGCACUCAGGAGCACUGCUGGAAGAGAGUAGGUGAGUUUUGUUUAGUCUCUUUGCUAAAGAAAUGAGUCAAAGUUAAAAAGAUUUUUGGUGGCUAGUACUAUGUCUGUGACCCUAUAUGUCCUGUUGAUGAAGUUAGGUGCUGUUCUGAGCAUUAUUUGUGGCUAUAGAGUGGCGUUUUGGUUGAGGUUCGUUUAUGGCUCCUCAGACCGCUGUGUAUUGCUAUCGUGCGGUCAUUACUAAAGUUGGAAUAACCCUUUAACAUUAGUUUUCAUGUGUUCCACCUGUACCUGAGUCAGUGAGGCUGCUACAAACACAUGUCUAAAAGUAAAAGUGACAGCUGUAGUUGUAAAAGUUCAUUAUCAGGUCAGUUUUACAGCCGCAGUGAAAACAGGCUGUAGUAUUUAGGGAGUGAAGUGUUCCAUUCAUCUGUGGAAACAAAGGUCAGCGCAUUAAACUACCGGACCAUAACAGUACACUUCUUAGUCAUCAAACUAUUAAUAAUAAACUGGGACUCAGAACUGUGGAAGAUUUUACUCUCCCACACACACACACACACACACACACACCUGACCGCUGAGGAGAGCCAAGUGUGUGAAUGAGGAUCAGGAUGGCCGCUGUCACAUGACUGCGUUUGUGCGUAAUCUCCUUCAGACUGGGAGGUCCGCUUUGAAGCUCGUCUUACACCCUGAUCCGGAGUGACACACAUGAGGGAUACGAUGAGGCCGCUUUGUCUCAAGUUCCUCUGAAGGAUGUCACCUGAACCUGACUGUGAGACAUGAUCCAUGGAAACUAAAGUACGACUCGUACAUUUGUAAGGAAGUAAAGAGGAGAGACCUAAAGUAGUGCUGAGUGUGGAUCCACUUUGGAUGAAUGGGGGAUGACAUAAAACAAAGACUUCAAAUCUUAUAUCUGAUGUGAACCUCUCUCAUGACUCACAGUACCGUCAUGUGAAACAUUUAGAGGUUUAAAUCAUCAUCUGGAUGCUUAAAUGUUCCCUAAUAAUCAAAAGUAUUUCUAAACAUCACAAGGUUUUGUCUCUGCGCCUCAUUUUUUACCAUUUUAGGGACUUUAAAGUAAGAAUUAAUCAAAUGUGUGAUUGUAAUCCAGCAGAAAAGGCUCUCUGUAGUUUUCCAGGGUCUCUGGGUCACCGCUCUGUUUGUAUACAAACCUCUCGCUGCUGUGCGUAAAGAGUCUCCUCCUCCCCACCACCCACUCGGGACAGCUCAGACUCCACCCCUCCUCCCUCCUCCUCUCUGCCUCUCUUCCCCUCCUCCCUGUAGGUCCAGGCUGAUGCAAUGCUCAUCUUUAUAAAAGGGUGAGUCCCUACCCCUCCUCUAGCAGAUUUGGGUCUUCCCUCCGAGCGCGCCGCAUCUUCUUGGAAUUUUUUGAUUUUAUCUCCGAAUAAACGAAAUUCUCGUGAUUUUGACGCGUGGUUCGGUUCGUUCUUAGACUGUUUUUAUUUAUUUCUCGAGCUGUUACAGCUGGCGUUUUGACUCAGACUCCGUUUGGUGAAAAGGCGUCUCCAGUCGUUUUUUCUUGAAUUUCUUAAAAUUGAACCAAAUAUUCACUCAAGGAUCAGACGGAUUUUGUGAAGGAAUCGUCCGGAACUUUCUGUGUUUUCUUUGUGUCUGAGAGGAUUUGACAGGCAUCCUGCCAUUCUUCACAAGGUAAGACUGCCGGCAUCAUCUCAUUUACAUCUGUGACAGAAUAUGUGGGCGGCUCAACCUAUUAGAGAUCAUUUUAAACCUUUUAAAUGGCAACAUCUCACAUCUUUUAAUUCUUCUUUUCCCCACAACUGCUUUAAUAUCUAUCUUUACUCCUAAUUUUGAACUUCAUUCAAUCAAAAGUAGACGCGUUUCCUGGAAGUUUGGACUAAUUAGCCAAUAAUACUUCCAUUUCCUUUACUGUCAGCCAUGUUAUAUCUGUGAGUUUCUGUUGUUAAAACCCUGAAUUUGCCUCUCGGAGAGGCCUGAGGCUUUCCUUCUCACCAGGUCAGCCCUGCUACAAAUAAAUAAAUAAUGCGUGACAGUGAUGCUGCAGUGCCGGACUCGUGUCUGGACGUGGAUGUGGGCUGUGUCACUGCCACACGGAUAAUGAAAGAUGAGCUGAGAAGGAAAAGUCAGUUCGUACAAAACCUGUUUCUCUGCGUGCGUAAUUUGAAAAGCCCGUAAUCAUAAUCUGACGGUGAUUCAGAGCGCGAGCCUCUGCGCAAAAUGGAAGAGCCAUGCCCAUAACGAGACAACACGUGCCAUUGUUUCCAUCGGAGCCGGCCAAGGAAAUAAUGUCAUUAAAUGCAUCUGGACUGAGGCCUCGCGCUCUCUCUCUUUGUGGAUCUACAUGCGCGUAAAUCUCAGCCGAGAGGAAAAGAUCAGAUUUGAUCAGAAUGUCAUUUUAGGGAAACAAACGUGGAGUUUGAUCUUAUUUAUAAACCUCUGCUUUAAAAUGAACUAACAGCUGAUUUAAAUGUGGAAAAAGGCGCUGACACUCCCCGAUUAAAUGACACUUUUCAGAUGAUUCGUGCGCAAAGAGAGAACGAGUCUACUGCGGCUUUUUGUCAUUCAGCGGGGCUGAGGUGAUGUCGGGUGGACUCGGGUGCCGGUCUAGUAUUUUUCCACUGCCGGUGCGUCACCCCCCCCUCCCAUCCACCACCCCCCCUCCUCCUCCUCCUCUCCUCUUUCUCUCUCCCUCCGCCUCUUUUCAAAAGCGAAGUCACAUGACUCUAGAGCAGCGCUGCGGCGCGCACCCGCUCACUCCAAUAUUGAUUAUUCUGAAGGCAGUGAGAGCGCGCAGAGCAAGAACUACUGAGAAAAAAAAAAAAGAGAGAGUGGCGUAAUAAGAUGACGCAGGGAGCAGGAAUGCGUAAAAACGAUCAAAGGUUGAUAACUCUCCCUCUGUUUUCUGCUCUGUGAUGUCCAGUAUGAAACAACCUACUGCCAAAACAGAGAUGAGUCGUUUCAACAUCUCCCCUGAGGAGGACAGCAGCAGCACCAACAGCAAUGACUACACCUACCCAGACUGCCCCAAGAAGGUCCCACUGGGCGGGUGAGUCUGCUUUUCAAACUUGAACCUGCUGAAGACAAAAAUAAAUCUUAAGAAUAUAAAGAAGAAACUAAAAUUUCUCCUUUUUUCUCUUCCUCUAAUAAAGCCAAUACUCUGACAACGACGCAGAGAGUCAAAACUUCCUCCCUGAACACAACCUGGGCAAGAAGAAGUAUGAGACGGAAUAUGUAAGAGCUCCUAAUCCUCAUCCUCAUCGACACAAAAUCUUCAUCUUCAUCUUUUCUGUGAUGUGGCUCUAACUAACUCUCUUUCCUCCACAGCACCAGGGAAAUGCCUCCUUUGGUAUGUCUGUCUUCAACCUGGGCAACGCCAUCAUGGGCAGCGGCAUCCUGGGUCUGUCCUACGCCAUGGCCAACACUGGAAUUGCCCUGUUUGUGUAAGUGACGCCUUCAUUCAUUCAUUCAUUCAUUUGAAGGUAGAAAACAGACGUUAAAGAAACUGCACAUCACCUUCAGAUUCGAGUGUUCUUAUCUGACAGACGGAGAGUUUUGUUUCAUAAUGAUCCCAAAGCUGCAGGUGGGAUUUUGUCUGCUGUGUCAAGGUUGCGUGUCAGGGUGUACUCAGCGCUGCUCUUUUCCCCGCCAGCUGUGUUUUUGUGUGUUCACUCCACAGCCGGCUGACCCUGAGCAGCAGCAGAUUACUCACGGGGUUGAAAGUUUACCCCUCGGUACUCGCUGCCGUGUUUGCAGUAGAUAAAACCGAAGACGGUUUUCAUUUUUGGUGGGAAAAAAAAAAAGCAAAUGAUGUUUUUUUUAACGCAGCUCCAUCUACUGGAUAUGUGAUGCAGCUUUCAAUUAGAGAAGCGAAGAAAUGUAGAUUAUGUUCAGAAGAUUUAGAGCAGUUUGUUCCUCGAAAUCCAAUCGAAGAAAUGCUGAGGAGGCCAAAGGUUUUACUACUUUCCUCCAAUCAGCUUAGGAGCAGUAAUCCAGAGCGGAGAGACGGCUAUUCAGGGUUUCCUCUGUCAAAUAAAUGAGAGUAAGUUCCUCUAUCUUCUACUUAAGCUGGCAGAAAAUGGCAGUUGUAGAUGUCACUUCACUAGAGCAGGGAGUGGCAUGAGGAAGCAGCUUAGCCGAGCUAAUCCUGCUGCAUUUGGGCCAGAGUUGCGUAAACAGAGAGUUAACCUACGCUCAUGAAUGGGCCGCACAGCGUGGCUUACCGACACCGAGGUGAGGCCUACAUUCGCAGGAAGUUCAAGGAUUGCGACACUCUUGUUUGCUGUCUGGUGCCCGGCAGUCACGGCUGUACAUCAGGCGAAGUUACCUUCCUGCAGAAGAACACAACUUGACUCUGCAUUAAAGGUCAUCUACUGCAUAUAUUUGUCGUCUCAGAGUGUGCGGACUGAUAAGAUACGAUGAUGGUCACAUGUGCAGGUCUCAGAUGUCCUGGAGAUUAAUGUUCUCCUGGACUUAGAGUCCUGAGAUGCACAGUGCUGGCUCUGCAGCCUGGAAAGGUUGCUAAGAGGAUCUGUACUGGGAAAACCUUUCGUCCUCUGCAGCCCUGCUGAUGCUGCCUGUGCCUCAGCGAAACCUGCAGACCGGUGAUGCAUUCAAGGUCUGUGCUGAUCAGGCAGGGGAAAGCAGGGAAGUGCAGCAGAGUCUCAGGGUAAUAAAACUCCUGCACGGUCAGAACUUUAGGAGGAUUUUCCAGCGUUUACAAAUGUGUGGAGAAGAUGUCGAUAUGUUUGUUUACCACCAUCCGGAUGGUACACUGGUCAUUGAUUCACAUCAGGCGUCCAUCCACACCAGUUUCCAGUUGUUCAAAUAUCCGUCUCCUCUCUUUGCAGGAUCCUUCUCGUGGCCGUCGCCAUCUUCUCCUUAUAUUCUGUCCACUUGCUACUGAAAACCGCCAAUGAAGGAGGUGAGUCUGUGGAAUUAAAACUCUUCGCCAUCGUCAUUGUGAAGUCUUCUUUUCUAAUUCGACUAAAUCUCAUUUUUGUCUUCGUCACAGGCGCGCUGGUGUACGAGCAGCUCGGCUACAAAGCCUUCGGGAUGCCAGGAAAGCUCGCCGCUUCCUGCUCGAUCACCAUGCAGAACAUUGGAGGUGAGUGGAACAUUUUUAGCAACAAACACACUUUAUUUUUACGUGUUAUGUAACAGAAAUCAAACUACGUCUCUAUAAAUACCCUCCAUGAGUAAAACACCGUCUUUAAACUAAAAAAAAGAAGAAAUCUUGGAUAGAAACGAGCGUGUCUGUGCGUCUGUUAGUUAUUGGAAGUUGGAGAAGCUUCCAGUAAAACUUGAGUCACUCCACGAGCAUGUGUUACAUUUUUUCUUCUCCCUCUGGAAAAAGUCAAACUUAGACAUCAGUGUGUUUCGUAAUGGAGUUCCCUUUACGGACACGACUCUGGAAAAAACUCUAAACGCAGCUUCUGUCUCCACAGCCAUGUCCAGCUACCUCUACAUCGUCAAAUACGAGCUGCCCAUCGUCAUCCAGGCUUUUACUGGAUCCAGUAACGGGUGAGUUCCUGAAUAUUUUACUGCUUCCCCAAAAAAAACAGGCCCUGAAAGAGUCAAACAAAGGUGUCUCUGUACACAUCCCCAACAGUCAGACUGGUUUUUGAAGGCGGCUGGUCUUUAAAGGAGCCCUGGAGGAGUUUCUUGUAAACAAACAAAAGCUUUAUUUACAGAACAUUAAACACAUUACACAAUCUCCCAAACAGAACAGGCAGCUAACCAACAGGAUGCUCCGAUUAGAGACGCAUAAUAAGCAACGCUUCAUGUUUGUCGAGAAGGAAAACGGACUUAAAGGAACUUUUGUUUUGGAGCUAUUUCAUCGCCCCCUGUAGACAAAAGUGUGUACCUCUUAUCCGGCCAACUGUAUAAGAAAUGGUGGCUCCGGCUAACUUAAUAAUAAUAAUCAUAAAUUUUAUUUAUAACGCGCUUUUACAGGUGCUCAAAGACGCCUUACGAAGAAAAAAAAGAGAGUAAAAUGAAAAAACACAAUUUAAGUUACGGAAAACCAACGAUGUAAAAGGAUAAAAAAGACACAAUAUGAGAAAACAGCUCACAGGUUAAAAGCCAUUUUAAAGGUGUGUUUAAAAAGGUGUGUUUUUAAAAGUGUGGGGGUCUGUACAGUCUAGGACCGAGAAGGCUCUGUCCCCCCAAGUUCGGUGCUCCCUGACUUGAUGCUAAUUAUUUAAAAACUCAGCGUUUUGUUACUAAAAUACAAGUUAGAAAAAGAAAUGGACCCAUGAGCUGUUAAAUGUUUCCUAUACGAGGCUGAAAACAUGUUAAAUUUGCUCUCUGCUCUUAUCGGCUCUCUGCAGCUUUUAGAACAAGCCCCAAGUGGACAUUUGAGGAACUGCAGUAUUUGUUUUAAUCGUGAUCUAAAUCUGUCAGAUUUACGUCAAAAACAGCUGAUCAGAUAUUAGUAUCGGUGAAAAUCUACAUUCAAAUGAUGCGCUUGAAUGAGAGGUUGCUUCAAGUCCGGUCUCUCUGCAUUAUCUGUCAUUUUUGCUGGAUUUUGUUCAUAUUUUUGUACGACUCUUCUGUGAAUAGUAGAUGACUUUUAGAGACGACAGACAACUGAAUCGUCUGUUCUUCCUAUUCUUCUUAUUCUUAGUAACUGAGGUCGACCAAGACGGUGAAUAAACAGUGAAGAUAGAAAGUUCUGUGUUUGUAUUUUUAUUCUAGUUAGAAAUAAAUGGAAACAGACGUUUGAGAUGAGGUGUAGAGAGAAGGACAGGAGCGACAGCUGCGGAGGCACUUGAGGUGAAGAGGCACACGCAGCAAAAUGGCUGCUGGUUGUUUUUCAAGUGUCUUGAGGAGCGACGGAGGAAGUGUGUGUGUGUGUGUGUGGAGGGGUUAUGUGUGUGUGUGUGUUUGUGGACAGUGCCGAGUCCUUUUCAAAGAGCCCUUUUAGGAGACGCAGCCGCUGGUGCCGCAUCGAGACAGAGCCCUGGAUGAGCUCACCGCGACCUCGCCUCUAGUUUUAAAAAUUGAUGCAGUUCUCCUCCUCCUCCUCCUCCUCCUCCUCCUCCUCCUCCUCAGUGCCGCUUUUGUUGCGUCUGUUUGUGAGGGCGAUGCAGUCAGAGAGACGCUGGUGAAGACACGUCAGAGAGGGAGAUGAAGAUUUAGAUCAAAAGACAUGAAAGCAGAUUUAUAUGAUGUUUGUGCGAAGAGGAGUCGGUGAUGGAAACUCAGCGUGUCAGCUGUCUGAUGGUGUGUGUGAUCAAAGUUAAUGUACAGAAGUGAAGAGAAAACAAACAGAGAGGAGUUUUUAUCCUGCUAUGAAACAGACUGAAAUUAUUCACUGCAUGCUUUAAAAACAUCCAGAGAAAUGAUAAAUCGUUUUGUCCACAGGGGGCGCCAAAUUAGACACUAUCUUAAAGUUCCUUACUGCAGCUUUAAAGUAGAUGACAACAAUCGGAGUGCACACUUUAAUUUAGAUUUACGCUUUAAUGCCUGAAAACACAAAUUAUGGCCAGAAAAUUCUCAUUUUUUUGGCGCUGAAAUAUUUAUUUUACUUCCUACUGAAAACCAAAACAAUCGAAAUCAAUAUUUAUUUAUCUCGUUUGACACAUUAGAUGUUUUUGGAAACUGAUAAACCACAAGAGGACAUUUUUAUCAUUUAUCAGACUGUUUUUUUAGUAAUUUGUAAAAGUCUAACGGGUUAUUUUUUUUCUUGUCUUGCAGAGAAUGGUACACAAACGGAGACUACCUGGUCCUGAUCGUGUCGCUCGUCAUUAUCCUGCCCCUGUCGCUGCUAAGAAACUUGGGUAAGUAGUGUGUGUGUGAGCGAGUGAGUGUGUGUGUGUGUGUGUGUGUGUGUGUGUGUGUGUGUGUGUGUGAGAUGUAUUUCUAUUUAAGGGUGUUUGAGGAUUAGUAGUUCGUGCAUGACUGCGUGCAUGACCCAAAAAGUAUAUAAAAGCCUAAAAUAGAAACCCAGGGUCUCAUGUUUGUGUUUGGCUCCUCCCCCCUCAGGUUACCUUGGUUACACCAGUGGUCUGUCUCUGCUCUGCAUGGUGUUCUUUCUGAUUGUGGUGAGUAAAACUCUCCUGUUUCCUCAUUAGUCACUCACCAGAUGAGUGUUAGUCAGACAACAAAACAAACGUCUGAAUCUGAAGAUGUCCGAUCACGUUUGAGCGUCAGUCUUCAGGCGUGAAUUUAAAGAUCACAGAUGUUAGGAUUGACUGAUUAUCGGCUCUCGUCACCCUGCAGGUGAUCAUCAAGAAGUUCCAGAUCCCGUGCCCUCUGCCGGAGGACGUCGACGCCCUGAGCGAAAACAUCAGCAAAAUCCUGAACACCUCUCUGUCCCAGCUGAACACCACCGCCGUGGAUUACAGCGAGGACGCCUGCACGCCGAAAUACUUUGUCUUCAACUCUCAGGUAAAACUCUCUGAACCAACAAAAGAAGAAUCAAACGAACUUUAGCGUCUUUAUUCGGGACUAACUCAGGAUUCGUUUUCCUUCUCCAGACCGUUUACGCCGUUCCCAUCCUGACCUUCGCUUUCGUUUGCCACCCGGCGAUCCUUCCCAUGUACGAGGAGCUCAAAGAGUGAGUGCGCUCUCCUUUUCUCACCAAACCACAAACCGCAACUGUUUCCUUUUUAUAAAGAACGGAAACUAAAUGUCACGUCUUCUUUUCCCCCCACAUGAACAGCCGCUCCCGCAGCAAAAUGCAAGGUGUCGCUAACGUGUCCUUCCUGGCCAUGUUCGUCAUGUACCUGCUGGCCGCUCUCUUUGGAUAUCUGACCUUCAACGGUGAGCAUUCUUCUUCAAAAGUUGAAUUUUCUCCGGUUUGGUUUACGGCCAGUCGAUGUCCUUUGGUGUCAGGUCAGAUCAAUCAUUUAAGAAGCUUCCGGGUUCCAAAUUAAACACCCCUCCUGGAACAAAGUGCGCAGAUCCGUUAUGUAACACUGCGAACAAAACCACCUGCUGCAGCCGACCAGCGCGGCACCACGUUAAUGUUUGUGUUUGUCGUUGGGGGGGACGUUCCAGGAACGUUAUACAAGAGCGAGAUAGUGAGUCCGUGACGCCGUCGUAUCCGGAUUAAACCAGAUCUGGUGUUGUGUUUGGAGGAGAUUGAGAAAUCGACAUCGUGUUUGUUCUGACCUACUUGGCGUAGAGAUAAAACAAACAGAUCCUUUAAUGAUGAUUUCCUUUUUCUUUCUCUACAGUCCACGUCGAACCCGAGCUGCUGCACACUUACUCCAAAGUCUACAAGUCCGAUGUGAUCCUGCUGAUCGUCCGUCUGGCCGUGCUCGCUGCCGUCACGCUCACCGUCCCCGUGGUGCUCUUCCCUGUAAGUGAUCGAACUCACUCCUGAUCAGUCCUGUCCAAAGAUUUAAGCCGAUCACGUUGGAUAACCUCUUUUUUUCGCCUUCCUGUAGAUCCGUACCUCUGUCAACCAGCUCCUGUGCGCCUCGAAGGAAUUCAGCUGGAUCCGCCACACCAUCAUCACCGUCGUCCUGCUGGCCGGCACCAACGUCCUGGUCAUCUUUGUGCCCACCAUCAGGGACAUCUUUGGCUUCAUCGGUGGGUGGAUCUUCGUGGAUUAACUCGCCAUCAACAGCGUCUGAUUUGAACGCGUCUAUAACCCGAACUUUCUCUCUCUUUUAUCAGGUGCUUCUGCUGCUGCUAUGCUCAUCUUCAUCCUGCCCUCGGCUUUCUACAUCAAGCUGGUCAAGAAGGAGUCCAUGAGGUCCGUGCAGAAGAUUGGGGUAAGGAAUGACUUCUUGAAUCUUCAAACACGAUGAACGGUGUUGAUUUUCCAGUCGACUAAACGUGACGUCUUCCUCCUCCCCUCUAGGCGACCGCUUUCCUGCUGUGUGGUUUCAUCGUCAUGAUCGGCAGCAUGAGCCUCAUCAUCCUGGACUGGAUACACAACGCCACCUCCGGGUCAGACGCACACGCCGACGGUCACUAAAAGCCCCGCCUCUGCUGCUGCUGCGUCCCGGACUGCUACAACCAACGAAGAUCGUGAAACCAAGAAAAACACAAGAACUCACUUGAUGCUCGGCUUUAACGUCCUGAGCGACAAACCAUGCCAUUCCAAGAGAAUGUAUCUGAACUUUGUACAGUAUGCUGUUAUAGACCACAAAGAUGGUGUUUGACUUCUUUUCUCUCUUUUUAUCGUAACUUUUUUUCGCGCGUUUUUAUUUUUUUAUGUUCUUUCGUAGUGACGGUACAGCUUAAAACAAAUAUUUGAAGGUGCCUCAAUCGUAGAAGAAGAAGUAGAGUUGGGAGAGCUCGGCGUGACGAAACCCCGCAAGAGGAAAGAUCGGCAAAAAGACUUGAACGUUUCAUCCUCCUCAAAGAUAAGGACACUUGAGUUCCUUCCAGCUUUUUUUCGUUUUUCGUUCUUCCUUUUUUACUUUGCCAAAAACGUAUUUGUAAAGCAUCUUUGUAUAUUUAAAAGCACUUACUGUUCAGCACACGUGUGAAGAAAAAAAAACAGAUUGUCAGUUUUCACAGGCGAGGCCGACCGCGCCGCCUUCUCAGUAUUCGUACCGAGGUUUCGCCACCUUGCUUAUAGUGUCAGCUUUUCCUUGUUAAACGUAGUGAAAAAACAACAGAACCUGCCUUUUUGAACCCGACACUGGGAGCUGCAGAGUUCCUCUCAAAGAGGACUCUCCUGAAACUGUAUUUACUCUUUAUAACCUGCUGAAGAAGAUCUCGAUGGGAUAGCGCGCGCAGCGACGACACUACUGCUUCGAGAGUUUCGCCUCCCCCCUCCAGGGCCGUGGGAAACUUAAAGAUUUUUUCUUUAUGGGAGAAUACUUUGAAUCUGACCACAUGCAGUGGUUGUAAUGUACCUGUUAAACUUGCAGAAACUGAAAACUUAGACGUCAGGUGUGCUCUUAGACGCCCGUCAAACCAAACGGCAACGGAGAAAAGCGACGGAGGGCGUCUGUCACAGUGUUUUGAGUGUUUUUACAUGUGGUCGCGCAGUUUCACGACGAAGAACGCGUUCACUCGCUCGCUCACUCGGUGACGAGGCGUGAACCGUUCAUCUUGACGGUGUCACUGUGCUUCCAACACUAACUCAACAUGUCACCAAACUGUUAUUGUCCAACAUCUAUUUAUGGAAGAUCGUGAAAUCAAUGUAAUUUAAUCUAUUUUACUAUAUUUAUAUAAUAUUGUAUGUAUAUAUACGUGUAUAUAUAUCUAUUGAGUUGACCUGUAUAUAUGCUUUGUUUGUUUUUUUUUUACAAUAAUGCAUUGGAGCUGUAAAACAAAACCAACCCAAGCUGGUGAAUUUGUGAUAUUGAAAUCGGCUCCGGCACACUGGAGCUUCAGCUGUUCAUCUCUGCUAAGACUGACUGAAUUGUCCUACUGUGUUGAUUCUGUGAGAUCCGUGUUACAUGUGGAAGCCACUGACUCAGCGGCAGCAGUCUCGUCUUCUUUUUUGGCCCCUGAACACACAAACCGGAUCAGCGAAAUGGUCUUGAUAACGCACACAUGUGGGUUGGAGAGUACGUCAGCCAUCUCUUGACCUCAGGAGCAAAGAGGACUUUUGCCCGCCAGUGUUACACUCUUGUUUCAAUGAAACACUAUGUAUAUUGUGUAAAUAAUGUCCAAAUAAAAUCAAAGAUAAUCUAUAUAGCGUAGA
Molecule: messenger RNA, 12871 nt
Organism: Xyrichtys novacula (pearly razorfish)
Lineage: Eukaryota; Metazoa; Chordata; Actinopteri; Labriformes; Labridae
Source: the annotation of a GenBank genome assembly